GUAGGUGGCGGCAUACACCUCUAAAAUAUGGUUGUCGUCCGCCAAUAAACGGAGAAGAAGAAGAUUAGCCGGAAGUGCUUUACGGGAGUAAGCGAAGGCUAAGCCAUAAGCAUCGCUAACAGUGCAGAAUGAGCCACCAAGCAGACGAGCAAAGACGCAAAGUUGUAGAGGACAACAUGGACAGAGAGGACUUUUUUGACUGCCAAGAGACUUUGGAGCCCCCAGACAGAGGAGAUGAGGACAGGCAACAGGCUGCAGAAGAAACACGUGUGAAAACAGACAGACUUACUGACGCCAGACAUCAGCAAGCAGACGCGGAGACAGGACCAAUUGAAGACAACGAGACUUGGGAGGAUUCAGAUUCCAACUUGAAUGUGGACGCAGGCUGCAGAGGAGAACUCGACGACGAUGACCUGAGGGAGGCGCAAGAGCUGACGGAGGAGGAGAAGGAGAGUCGACGACUGGACAGCUUCACGUUAAAGGAAAAGGGCAACAGGCAGUUUAAGACUGGAGACUGGUUGGCGGCAGAGCAUAGCUACUCGGAGGCAUUGCUUUUGUGUCCGGUGUGUUUCAGCCAAGAGCGAGCGGUGUUGUUCUCCAACAGAGCAGCUGCUAGACUGCACCUGGACCUGAAAGAUGACGGGAUAGCAGACUGCUCCAGAGCGUUGGAGCUCAACCCACACUACAUGAAGGCCUUGCUUCGGAGGGCGGAGCUUUACGAGCAGACUGAGCAGCUGGAAAAGGCCCUGGAGGACUACCAGAAGGUUCUAGAGGAAGACCCCAAGCAGACGGGUGCCAGGCAGGCUUGCAUGAGGUUACCUCAGCAGAUUCACGAGAGAAAUGAGAAGCUGAAGGAGGAAAUGUUAGAUAAAUUGAAGGACCUUGGGAACUUAGUGCUGAGACCCUUUGGCCUUUCAACCAACAACUUCCAGGUGAACCAGGACGCCAACACAGGCUCGUACUCCAUCAACUUUGUCAACAAGCCCAACAACACAUGAUGUCAUCCAUGUUUCAAAAUAAAACUUUCCUAUUGUGUGUAAAAAACAAAAGAAAGAAAGACUUCUUGUGAUUGUGAAUGCUUUAAUUAGAAAGAAUGACGAGAUAUUAACUAGGACUAGAAUUCAACAUCAAUCACUGGGCUCUUCUGGAAAGUAACAUCUCUCGAAUGUUGUCCUCCGCCUCCUUCACGCUGCGUUCAAGGUACACCUUCUUCUGCUGGAAUGAGCAUGCAGUCACUGUCACAUGACUGAAUGAUGACUUAUUCUUACAAUAAACAAGAAGUACCUCCAGCUCUUUGAUUUUCU
Molecule: messenger RNA, 1304 nt
Organism: Dunckerocampus dactyliophorus (ringed pipefish)
Lineage: Eukaryota; Metazoa; Chordata; Actinopteri; Syngnathiformes; Syngnathidae
Gene: ttc1
Product: tetratricopeptide repeat domain 1
Exons: 8
Coding region: 129-998 (289 amino acids)
Molecular function (GO): protein binding
Source: RefSeq, a predicted model, not a curated record